Molecule: messenger RNA, 1592 nt
Organism: Papilio machaon (common yellow swallowtail)
Lineage: Eukaryota; Metazoa; Arthropoda; Insecta; Lepidoptera; Papilionidae
Product: serine protease persephone
Exons: 10
Coding region: 321-1388 (355 amino acids)
Biological process (GO): proteolysis
Molecular function (GO): serine-type endopeptidase activity
Source: RefSeq, a predicted model, not a curated record
AUCUUUAGAUCAUUUUUCGUGUCCCGUAUUUAAGGAUAAAUGUGUUUUGAAAUAAUUGUUUAGUUUGAGUGCCAUUGUACUCGACUGCAAAUUUAUCUUGUUACCUAUUAGUUUAGUUUGUAAUAUAUAAUAACAAGUAUAUUUUACGUAAACCAGUAUUUUAUAAAACAUUUAUUAUAUUUUUUGUGAAGAUUGAUCAAGUAAGUCAAAGUGCGGACCGGUUUUACAUCACUAUUUACAGACGAGCUAGUAUUUGUUAGUCUGAUUUGAACUAAGGAAAACAUAAAAGACGAAAGAAGUAAUUUGUGACUUCUAUAAAGAUGUUUAAAUUAUGUAGUAUAGUUAUAUUCAGUAUAUUAUUUAGUUUUUGUACAGCUGUUGGUGACGUUGGUGAUAAAUGUUCAACAAAUGAUGAUGAGGAUGGAAUGUGUAUACUAAUUACAGAUUGUGCCGUUGCCUUAAAUGAAAUUCAUAAUAGAAAGUAUCAUGAGUACAAAAGAUGUGGGUUCAAAGGUGUUACAGAAAUUGUAUGUUGCCCACAAAAACCUAUUGACAAAUACGGAGAAACUACUCGGAAAAAGGCGAGGAUCGCGGAUAUAGAAUGCAAGAAAAUAACAGAUACUGUCAUCCCACCAUUGGAUUUACAUAUCAUUGGAGGGGAGGCCGUAUCAGUAGGGGAAUUCCCUCAUAUGGUUGCGCUGGGCUACCCUGAAGGUGAUGGGUACAAUUUUAUGUGUGGUGCGACACUGUUGUCAGAUACAUUUGUUUUAACUGCAGCUCACUGUGUAGAUACGAUAGAUCAAAUAAAGCCUGCGAUAGCGAGGCUUGGGGUUGUUGAAUUGGGUAGUACUGCUCGCAACAACGAAACAGAUGUCGACGUCGCGGAGAUCAUAGUACAUCCUAAUUAUACCAGACGGUAUAAAUACCACGAUCUAUCUCUCAUAAGAUUAUCAAAGCGUGUAGAAUACUCGAGCGUACUGAGCCCGGCGUGUCUCUACACCAGUCUGCAGGACCCCACCGUGCCGCUCACCAUCACCGGCUGGGGGAAAACUAGCACCACAAGAAACGUCCGCAGCAACAUGUUGUUAAAAGCGAAGGUGUCCAUCGUUGGGAGGGAAAAGUGUAACGAGAACUAUUCUAUGUGGCGUAAAUUGCCCAACGGCAUCUCCAACGAACAGCUGUGCGCCGGCGACCCUCAGGGACUACGCGACACCUGCCAGGGUGACUCCGGUGGACCGCUGCAAGCACUGACGGAGGCUGACGGGCACUACCGCGUGGUGGGCGUGACGUCAUUCGGUCGCGGCUGCGGCUCCCCCGUGCCCGGCGUCUACACGCGCCUUGCGCUAUAUCUCGACUGGAUAGAGAGCGUCGUGUGGCCACAAAACUAAUACCAACAUAACAUAAAGUACACCUACUGAUACCAACAUAACAUGAAAGACGUCACUAAUACCAACAUAACGUAAUGGGUGUCGGAUCAUUUAAUGUUAGGUGAUCCACCGCUCGUUUGCCCCCUUAUGCUAUAAAAAAAUAUGAAGUGCCGACACUAAUACCAACAUAAUACGAAGUGCAAUCACUAAUACUAACGUCUGGUU